Messenger RNA from Sclerotinia borealis F-4128, 474 nucleotides. The record is from the annotation of a GenBank genome assembly. NCBI's taxonomy places the organism in Eukaryota, Fungi, Ascomycota, Leotiomycetes, Helotiales, Sclerotiniaceae.
AUGACGGAAGCUACGAAUACGAAGAUGAUGGAUACGGAGAGGGGAGGGGAAAAUACUCAAUAUGAAUCUCAAAAUAUAUUUACACAAUCUCCCGCCAAGGAUCAGGGAACCUUAGGAGGUAUAUCUUAUUUCUCCAUUUCUCCAAUCAACUACUCUUUAUCUCUUAGCUCUUUAUCCCCUAACACACGAGUAAAUCAAACGCACCCACUCAUCAAAGUAGACUCCACCGGUCCAACCGAAGCCACGCUUCAGAGCGCAGCAAAACAUAAAGCGCGGGGAGAAAAGACGGCUGAGAAUAUUAGAUAUGGAGAGGCGAUUAGCGAGCAUGGGUUUGGGGGGGAGACGGUGGGGAAUGAGGGGGGUGUGGGGUUGGGGUCGGAGUCUGGGGAUGGAAAGGGGGAGGGGGGAAAGGAGAGUGAGGUGGAUGUGAGGAGGAAGAUGGGGUAUGCUGGGGGGAGUGGCGUUGGUGGGUAG